AAAGUGGGGUGAGCAAAAUGACAGCUGGUUGUUUUCAUGAAGAAGAGGAUUUCAAAGUGGACAUUGAAGUGUCAUGUGGUGAACUCCUCCAGAGUCCUCCCAGCCCUGGCCUCUACAGACCAAAUCCUGACAACUGACCACAGAGGCUCCAGCAUUUCAGCAGGGUACACGUGUCAGCCCCAUCAGCAACUCUGGACCUGCAUCAGGCCUCUUUCUCUGACAGGCCCUCAAUGCAGACACCGAAGGAGACAGAGAGAAGUGAUAGGGGUCAAAUCGAGGGGUGCAUCACUUCAGCUGAGGCGGAGGCCGUGCGCCAGGACACAUCCAUGGAGCCACAGGAGGACAACGAUGGCCGUACCUUUGUGGAGGUGAUCAGUGAAAAGUACAGUCCAGAUAACUUUCCGUGCCGCAGAGGACCUGGUAUGGGGGUGGUGGUCGUGCCCACCGCACGUCCUCAAGGUUCCCCUUUAAAAGAACGUCUGAACCUGCCCAGUGUGCUGGUGUUAAAUGGCUGCGGCAUCAGCCAGGCAGGAGACCAGGCGGGGAUCGCUGCUUUCUGUGCUCAUGUCAGGGAGCUGGACUUGUCCCAUAACAAGCUGCAGGACUGGCACGAGAUCAGUAAAAUUGUGUCCAACAUCCCAAAGCUGAAGUUCCUGAACCUGAGCUCCAACCCCCUAGCAGGAAUGACCCUCGAGCCACGGUGCACCGAAGCCUUUUGCCGCAUCAGUCGUCUCGUCCUCAACAACACCCAAGUGUCCUGGGACACCGUGCUGCUGCUCAUUCGGGAGAUGCCUGAGCUGGAGGAGUUGUUCCUGUGCCUUAAUGAGUACAGCAGUUUGAGUGCCUCCGGUGUGGCCUGUCCCAGCCUGUGCCUGCUUCACAUCACCGACAACAGCCUCCAGGACUGGGCCGAAGUCCGCAAAUUCGGCUCCAUGUUCCCCAGCCUCGACACGCUGGUCAUGUCCAACAACAACUUGGCAUCCAUCGAGGACAACAAAGACGUCCUGCAGCGGCUCUUCCCCAACCUACGCAGCAUCAACCUGCACAACUCAGGUCUAAACCGAUGGGAAGAUAUUGAGAAGUUGAACUUCUUCCCCAAGUUGGUGGAGCUGCGACUGCAGGGCAUUCCCUUACUGCAGACCUACACCAACGUAGAACGCCGCAGCCUCAUGAUAGCACAGCUUCCUGCAAUAUCACAACUAAACGGCAGUGUUGUGACGGACAGUGAGAGAAUAGAUGCUGAGAGGUUCUUCAUCCGCUACCACUUAGACUACCCUGAAGAGGAGCUGCCUUACAGAUAUCAUUCCCUGGUAACCAAGUAUGGGAAGCUGGAACCACUUGCCGAGAUCGACCUCCGACCUCGCUGCCGUGCCGAGGUGGAGGUUCACUGUGAAGAAAAAGUGGAACAGCUAAACAUCCGUUUGGACCAGACAGUAGCUGGACUGAAGAAGCAGCUGACAAGAGUGGUCCAUCUGUCCACGAACAGAAUGAGGCUCUACUACAUCGACAAGAACAGCGCCUUUGGUCCAGAGGAAAUGAAGUACAACACCCGGGCCCUGCACUCCUACAGCAUCCAAGAUGGUGAUGAAAUACUGGUGGUACCCAAGACCAAAUGAACAGCCGGUGUCAAACUGGCUGAUGAGAGUGACUUGUUUAUUGAUUGAUUGAUUGAUUUGUCCAUUUGAUUAUUUAUUUACUGGUUAAUAGCUUUGCAUAAUAAUUGCAUGAUCUGGAACAGCAUCACUGGCCCACUUGUUUGAACGGAGAGAAGUUAAACGUCGUGUGAACACAUUCACAGGGACUGUACAGUGGACUAUGAUGCUGGGAGGCUCUGGCUGGAAAAGCUGCCAGUCUGGAGAGUAUUGGGUCUUUAUUAAUUUCAGCUUUACAUGAGGGAAUCCACCGGAGUUAGUGCAAAAACCUGUCAUGGCUGACAGGCCAAGAGAGCGACACGCAGUCAGUUAGUAAGGAGGACGCCAGCGAAUCUUCACUGCAGCUCUGUAUCUUAGUACAUGGCUUGUACCAUACCGCCUAUGUUAUCAAGUGUCCAACAUCACCGGCUUUCCUGCUCGUCGCAAAAGCUACCAGUGGUAGUAGUGAGACAGUGCUGCUGAAUGAAGAGGACCUGCAGUUCUCAAUUGCACUUUUUGUGUAGUCACAAAAUCAGGAAGGACAAUGUCUGUGAAAUGAAAAAUCUGCCUAAACUACUUCUAAAUGUCAGGAAUGGGAGAACAAGUGGGAGUUUUGUUUUGUUGUUAGUCAGUGUUUUCCUUUGUAUUUUUUUGGAUAAUUUAAUAUAAGAGCAGUGGAUUCUUUACAUACAUGAGAUUCAGCUAUCGAUGACAUUUCUCAUUGUAUAAGUUGAUUUUAGAUCCUAGUAGGUCCCAUCGAGACAUUUAAAAAAAUAGAACAAUAGUUAGCUUCAAAUCACUACUUGUCUUAUACGGCAAAAAGGUCCUAAAACUAAGUCUUCUGCUUCGCCCUUUGACUCUCAGGGCCUAAUCUACUAAGAUCCCAAAUAAAGUGCUUAAUUGCAUGGGCAUUAUAACAGAUUGCACAGUUGGUUUGUGGGCAUUUCGCGCGUCAUCUAUUAAAAAUAUUUGCGUAAAUGAUAA
Messenger RNA from Limanda limanda (common dab), 2615 nucleotides. RefSeq names its product tubulin-specific chaperone cofactor E-like protein. The transcript is spliced from 11 exons. Bases 231 to 1616 code for a protein of 461 amino acids. NCBI's taxonomy places the organism in Eukaryota, Metazoa, Chordata, Actinopteri, Pleuronectiformes, Pleuronectidae. The record is from RefSeq and is a predicted model, not a curated record. Gene Ontology annotation, molecular function: alpha-tubulin binding. Gene Ontology annotation, biological process: protein folding.